Messenger RNA from Pieris macdunnoughi, 531 nucleotides. Lineage: Eukaryota; Metazoa; Arthropoda; Insecta; Lepidoptera; Pieridae. The record is from the annotation of a GenBank genome assembly.
AUGAAAGUGGCCGUUCCAAACAAACCUGGUAACGUACAGUUGCAGAUGAGGCAUAGAGAUCCGGAAAGACUUGGAGCGACGAAAUAUACCGCGAGGCUCAAAACCGAGCGCGAAGGAGGAUCACUGUGGGACAUAGGACAACUCAAAAUAGAUAAUAAAGAGUGGUGGCGGUGUCGGUGGGGUCUAGCGCGGCGGAUCGCCUGCCGCUGGCGUAUUGCCGCAGCCAGCGCGGCGUCCUUGCCUCAGUCGCGGGUAAUACGCGCGAGUCACGCGACAGAGGUCGAUAGCGGCCACGGGCCAGCCUCCGCGUCAAUUAUUCAGCACGCGAGCACCACCGGCGCCGCCACCAGCGAGGGACAAAGGCAACGCACUGCGACACCUACCGGCCCACCGCCGGCCCGCCACGCUCCAGCUCCUUACGAAAUAAAGCCAGAAGCGACGAAAGCCAAAACGAAGCACACUUAUCACUCCAAACCUUAUCCGUUUGCAACGCCGAGUUUGGACAGCGCGCGACGGUCGCGCGUUACGUAA